Geodia barretti is the source of this 618-nucleotide messenger RNA. The record is from the annotation of a GenBank genome assembly. NCBI's taxonomy places the organism in Eukaryota, Metazoa, Porifera, Demospongiae, Tetractinellida, Geodiidae.
AUGACCCUGGAGCAUCUGCCAUCGGCCGCCCCUUCCCUGGCGCGGCUAAUUCAGGAACUGAACAAGCUGCCCGGCAUUGGCCCCAAGAGCGCCCAGCGGCUGGCAUACUUCAUCAUCCGUUUGCCUGACGAAGAAGCCUACGAUCUGGCCAACGCCAUCAACGCUGUGAAACAGAGUAUCAUGUUCUGCGGCCAGUGCCAGAACCUCACCGACGCCAGCCCUUGUUCCGUUUGCGCCAACAACCAGCGCAACCGGGAACAGAUAUGCGUUGUGGAGGAACCCUUGGACGUGCUGGCCCUGGAGCGCACUCACUGCUACCGGGGCCUCUACCAUGUGCUGCACGGGGUCUUGUCCCCGCUGAACGGCGUGGGACCGGACCAGAUCAAGCUCAGGGAACUUUUCGCCCGCCUGUCCGAUGGGGAAGUACGAGAAUUGGUGAUUGCCACCAACCCAACGCUGGAGGGCGAGGCAACGGCCAUGUACAUUUCCCGCCACCUGGCGGGCAGCGACGUUAGGGUGACCCAUCUGGCCCGCGGGCUUCCGGUGGGUGGCUCCCUGGAGUACACCGACGAAGUUACUCUCAGUCGCGCAUUCCAGGGCCGCCAGCAGGUUGACUAG